GAUGAGGUUUGUACUUGAGAAGAACCUGACAAAUAAUCUUCAUUGGAAGGAUUUCAAUUUUACAUCAAAGGAUCGACAAGAGUCCCAGAAACUACGCAACCUUGGAAAUCAAGUUUAUCAGAAGAACAGAUUAAAUGAAGCUCUUGAACACUACAGUAUGUCCAUCUGUCUUGCUCCCCAUCCUCUUCCACCCAAUACAUACAUAAACCAUUCACAGGAUAUGGAGGAUAACUAUACGUACGAGGAGCUCGCCCUGGGCUACGCUAACCGUUCAGCAGUCCUCUUCCAGAUGAAGGAAUACGAACUCUGUAUCAGGGAUAUCACAAGAGCCUUCAACUACAGUUAUCCAAACAAUUUGAUGUACAAGCUUUUUGAAAGAAAAGCACGAUGCCAAAGAGCCUUAAAGGAUUAUGCGCGGGGACUAGAGUCUAUGAAGGAAGCUGAGAUGUGGAUGAAGUAUUCUACGUUGAGUGAGACCAAAUCUCUUACCUUCAAGAAGGAGAUUUCUAAAAAUAUUGAAUUUCUGGCGGAGAAGGUGAGUUUACUAACGAUUGACGAGGUCCAGAAUAUGGCCGGUCUAGGCCCACAAACUUCGGGAUGCUUAGCAAAGAGUCCCCCAGUUCUUGAGAACAGAAGCACGGAGAUACCCUGCGCUUCUUCAGAUGUUACCCUUCGGUAUACUCCAGAAAAGGGACGGUUCUUGGUGGUUAAUAGAGAUGUUAAACCAGGAGAGAUUCUGUUGGUUGAGAAACCUUACUCUAGCAUUCUACUUCCUGAUUUCUACUCAUCACAUUGCCAGACUUGCUGUCAGAGACUUCUUGCACCCAUGCCGUGUUGGUGUUGUUCCAAGGUAAGGUUUUGCAGUGAGGAGUGUAGAGUUGAAGCUUGGGAAAGCUUCCAUAAAAUCGAAUGCCAGCAACUGGAUCUUAUUGUCGGAGCUAACCUGGGAAAAAACGCCAUGCUUGGUUUCAGGAUUUUAACUUCUUCUGGUAAAAUCUAUCUGGAGUAUGUUGUAAACAAGAUGAAAGAAGAAGCUAGUAAACCUGAAUCUGCCCCUGUACCGGAAAAGGUUGGAUUUAAUGAAGAUGCUGCUUACGAUUCAUCAGAUUAUAGAACUAUCUACAGCCUAGUGGGAAACACAAAGCAGCGUGGGGUAGGGGAUCUGUUUAAACGCGGUCUCAUGGCGGCCUUCAUGCUUAAGAUGCUAGAGCUCACGCCGUUCUUCUUCAACGGGGGCUCAGACCCAAGGAAUGUCAAGCUUCAGGAUAAAGUGCUGGUGGGAGGUAUACUGUUAACCCAUCUGCAGAAUCUGCCCUGUAACGCACACGAGAUUGCAGAGAUUGAAAUACCAGCUGGUAGUGUCAAAGAUUCAGCACAAACUGAGAUAGGCGCGGCUGCUUUUGGUACUCUAUCCCUGUUGAACCAUUCAUGUGAUCCGAAUGUAGUUAGAAACUAUUAUAGUACACAGGCUGUUGUCAGGAGCAUUAGGAGUUUAAAGGCUGGUGAUGAGAUUCUAGAUAACUAUGGUUACCACUAUGCUGUAAUGUCAAGGGAAGAAAGACAGAGAAAACUUUACAAUCAGUACUAUUUUAACUGUGACUGCACGCCUUGUCAUGCAAACUGGCCGCUGUACUCUUCACUUUCGGUGUCUGCCGUACCUCUUCCUGGUACGCAACCAGAGCAGGCAAAGCAAGUAGUUUCUGACCAUCACAAAUCUGCGAAAGCUUACAAGCGCUCUUUCGACCUUGUGCUUACAGGCAAAUUCAGUGAGUCCCUGCCCGUUCUGCUGGAUCACCUUGAGUUCCUGGACAAGAACAUCACCAGACCCUUAAAGGAGUACAACGAUUGUCAGGAAGCGAUCAAGCAGUGCUAUAGUUCUGAAGGCAACUGCUACAGAACCAAGGGUAAAAAAGACAAAGAGAUGAUUGUCUAGAAUGACGUCUUUAUUUAAACCAGCAAACUCUCAAUAUGCUCUAAAUUGCAAUCUACAAUCUACAAUCUACAGAAAAGAUCUACAACCAUUCAAAAAUCUCCAGUUAGCACACAACCUACAAAGCAGAAUGAAUUCAAUAUCUCACUUGUAUCUAAGAACCGGUUUGUUAAGAAUCAGAUUUACAAUUUUCUUGUAAGAUGGUUUUUUUUCUAUGUCUAAUUUAUAUGCCGAAACUUGAUUCACCUGUUUCAUCCAAAUCUCCUUUUGAGAAAGAAAAACUACUUU
Eurytemora carolleeae is the source of this 2218-nucleotide messenger RNA. Its product is annotated as SET and MYND domain-containing protein 4. The record is from RefSeq and is a predicted model, not a curated record. Gene Ontology annotation, molecular function: protein binding. NCBI's taxonomy places the organism in Eukaryota, Metazoa, Arthropoda, Copepoda, Calanoida, Temoridae.